AAGAAGGACGCCACCCUACAUACACUGCCAUACGCGCGGGAAAAUCUCAACCCAAGCCGGAGCGUUAUAAAUUUGCGAUCGCCUGCCGACACCACAGACUGCUCGCUUCAUCGUCUUUCCACCUCUUUGACUAAGAAGGGUUUUAUCAACGAUUUCUCAUUUUCUCGAGAAGAAGUUUCCAUGCAUCUGACCCCAUCGUCUGUUAACAACUUCAAAUGAGAGCGAAAUUUUCGGGGACGCCCUACUACUUUGCUGAAUGCCAUCAAAGUUUUUCUGCGAACUUCAAAUUCUUUUAACUUUUUGCGACUUCCUCGCUGGAUUUUUAGCAAAUCUUGAUAUAAACACAAGUACAGGAUUAAUUUUCUAAACAACACAAUGGGUCGGACUUUACCGAACCCCGUCCCGUGCAAGGUGUGCGGCGAUAAAAGCUACGGCAAACACUACGGCGUCUACUGCUGCGACGGCUGUAGCUGCUUCUUCAAGCGGAGCAUCAGGCGGAACAUGCGUUACACCUGCAUUGGCAAGGGCAACUGUCUGGUGGACAAGGCGCGGAGGAACUGGUGCCCGUACUGUCGGCUCAAGAAGUGCUUCGCGGUCAACAUGAAUAAAUCAGCCGUCCAAGAAGAGAGGGGGCCACGUAAGAAGAAACCACAGCAACAGGUGAAACCGGGUCACUGCUCGGCAAGCGGACGCCCCUCCGAUCUCCGCCGGGCUGGAGGUGGCGGCUCUAAAACCUCCUUCCGCCCAUUCCAACCGUGGAACACAAACCAACACAAACACGCCCAUUUCGCUGCCGCCGACCUCGACUCCCUGCCUCCCAGUGGGAGCGCUUUUCGGGUCGUGCCUGUGCGAAAUGGGCACGGUGGGCGUGUCCCCAUGCUGGCGAGCCACGCCCACUUCCCGGGAUUACAUCUCUCGCUGCACCUCCCACCCGUGGCGGCCGCUGCGGCGGCAGCAGCAGCAGCAGCAAGGGCGGAGGGUGGUGCUGGCAUUGAGCGGCACCUCGCCGUGUUCUCUCCCCAGAGCGCUGCAGCAGCCCACCUGACUCAAGCCGCAGCCAUGAGAUCAGAUGAUAACACAGGAGCUAGUACAAGUCCGGUCAGCACUGGAUCCGAGCGGGGCUCGACGUCCUCGGCCGCCGCUGCUACCCCGGCCCAACUUGUCCCGUGGCUGCCUCGUUCUCCCAUGCUGGCAGCCAACUUCCCCCUCGCUAUGUGUUCCUCUCCCCGACUCUCCGGCGCAUCAGCCAUCGAAGAGACCGCUACCCAGAUCAUCAUCCACGCAAUAAGGACAUCGAAAUCUGUUCAACCGUUCAGGGCGUUAGACCCGUGGGACCAAACAAGCCUAUUACAGGAAUGUUGGGCGGAGCUUUUCCUGCUACACGCCGCCUACUGGCCCCCUGCUGACUUUUGCGCUCUUCUAAGCCACUCCCACUUAAGGAUGGACGAUGCUAAAACGGAGACGGACUCAAAGGGCACGACACGUCGAAAGAGCGAAGUGGUUGAUGACAUCCAAGAGAUCACCGUUCGAUUACGAACCCUUAACCUCAGCACCCAUGAGUUCGCUUUCCUGGAGGCCAUCGUCCUUUUUAAACCAGAUACAAAAGGCACACUCCGGGAGAAGAGCAAGGUGGAGUUCUUCCGCGAUCAAUCACAGGUGGUUCUCGCGCAGUACGAGAACAUCGUGCAUCCCGAGAGUCCCGCGAGAUUCGGCAAGCUUCUCCUGACCAUGCCCGCCCUGAAGCGCGUGGGCACGGAAAAUCUGGAAGAACUGUUUUUCCGGAGGACUUUGGGCAAAGUGCAAGUAGAGAAGAUUCUCGAGAGGAUGUGAACAUUUUGAUAUGUCUAGAAAAAGAAGAAAGCGAUGGUAUGGAGAUGAUUUCAUGGCAAUUAUAGCUUUCCAAGGAUGUGCAGUUUGUACUGAAUAUAAAGCGGUUAUUCCCGAUCUCUGGAUAGACGGACAAUAGGCCAUCAACUACCUGCAAUUUGCAAUACAAUACCGUUUAAUGGAAAGAACGAUUUCAGUGAGUUUUCUGUUUAUGGUAACUCCCGUAGGAACUCGGCAUCAGGACAUCAUUUUGCUGCUAAACUGAUAGAUGGCCAGUCUGAAGAAGUGUUUAAGGGGACGAUAUGAACCUAUAAUAUUCUACAUCGACAUGAUCAAGUUGAAAUCAGGUGACGAGCUGUACGGACUACCGCCACCAGAGAGCGUCCUGAUGUUACUGUUAACCCGUUGGCAACCGAGUCCUGUAAUAUCCAUAGGCUUAAUUUGUAGAGGCAAUGUGUUGAUAGAA
Molecule: messenger RNA, 2293 nt
Organism: Lytechinus variegatus (green sea urchin)
Lineage: Eukaryota; Metazoa; Echinodermata; Echinoidea; Temnopleuroida; Toxopneustidae
Product: nuclear receptor subfamily 2 group E member 1-like
Exons: 7
Coding region: 376-1830 (484 amino acids)
Biological process (GO): cell differentiation; regulation of transcription by RNA polymerase II; anatomical structure development
Molecular function (GO): zinc ion binding; RNA polymerase II cis-regulatory region sequence-specific DNA binding; nuclear receptor activity
Source: RefSeq, a predicted model, not a curated record